This is a messenger RNA of Xenopus tropicalis (tropical clawed frog), 4953 nucleotides long. It is a transcript of the gene rassf5, whose product is annotated as Ras association domain family member 5. Bases 443 to 1354 code for a protein of 303 amino acids. The transcript is spliced from 6 exons. NCBI's taxonomy places the organism in Eukaryota, Metazoa, Chordata, Amphibia, Anura, Pipidae. Gene Ontology annotation, biological process: signal transduction. The record is from RefSeq and is a predicted model, not a curated record.
UGUAACAAGGCAAGGUUUUAGGUUACAGUCUUGCACACUCUUGCUUUUUAUCUUAUCUUACAAAAAGCCCCAGAAAUAGAAAGUUUUUUUUCUCCUAGAGCUGGUACAGAGAAAACAGACGGAUGGGAUUUUUGGCUGCAAAAUCUGUCUGUAAGCCAGAGAAGCCCAGAAGCUGUUUUCCAACUCCUUUUCAUUUGUGUAUGUCAGGAAAGAAAAACCUUGAGCAAAUACUGAUCUUCCAAAGGGUGAUCAUCAUUAGUAUUUAGUGAUUUUUUUUAGGGGCUUUACUAGACUAAGCUUUUUUGUAAGUGUGCAUAUGGACCUCGUAGUAUAUCCAAAGACGCUUUUUCUUGGAGAUAAAAAUGAUGUAGGGGAGUAUUAUUGGCUCCCUCAUGGCUUCCUCUGGGAUCUAACCUCUGUGUGUGUGGGGUAGGAAUACGGAAUGGCGCAGAGACGGACGGAGACAACAGCAGCAUGCUUUGGGGUGGUCACAAAAAAAAUCCGCAACCUUUUCCGACACUUCCCAAAGUCUAAGUCCUGGUCUGAAGGACUGCAGCUCUUCCCUGCACCCAGCCAGGAGCGACUGAUUGUGAGAGAUUAUACAUUCUCACAUCAAUGGGAACUGGACAGAAGUGAUGAAAUUGAGCAACAUUCAGAGAGAGCAACCCAUGAACACAAACCAAGGCAGCACCCAAAACAGGAUGCUCCAAAGGAAGAAUCAAAACCCACCGUUCAAGAUCUAAAGCAGAAAAUAGAGGCCUUCAACAAAAUGGUUCAAAAUGGCUUGAUUAUGAAACUGGCAGAUGAUGAAACAUUCACAGGAUUUAUUAAAGUGCAUCUGAAACUCCGACGUGCCAACAAACCAAAUAUACAAACUCCAUCAGACACUUUAAAAGAGCUGACCCAAAACAAGCCAGCAAACAAGCAGACACCUUUCUACGUACCUUUGGAUGCUAUGAAACAGUUGCACAUCAGCAGUGUGACAACAACCAGUGAAGUCAUAAGAGGGCUGCUGUUAAAAUUCCAGGUGGCGGAUGAUCCCCAGAAAUUUGCACUCUUCAAGCACAUGCACAGAGAUGGACAAGUUUUGAUUCAGAAGCUGGCACUCACAGAGCAUCCUUUAUAUCUGCGCCUUUUGGCUGGACCAGAAACUGAUGUACUAAGUUUUGUACUGAAGGAAAAUGAUACAGGAGAGGUGCAGUGGGAUGCCUUUACAGUUCCAGAGCUGCAAAAUUUCCUUUUGAUUCUUGAGAAGGAAGAACGUGACAAAGUACAGCAAGUGCACAAGAAAUAUGCUGCUUUCCGCCAGCACCUGCAGGAUGCCCUGGCUGAAGCCAAGAGGAAAAAUGUAUAAAACCAAAGGCCUUAGGGAAACUCAAAAGGCCAGGAUAUUGGAACCUGAUAUGUGCAGCAUACAAUUCACUGGCCGGGAUUCAUAUGUUGGCCCUACAAUGAUUGCUGCAUCCUUCUGCCUCUGCUAAAGUAUCAACACAGGUCUAAAAUCCAACCACUUGAUUAAAGUGAGGAAUAACCUGCACUUUUAGGUCCUGUUACAAGGAUGCCUGCCUAUGGACCACACAGUGAGGCUCUAAUUGCUCAGGGACAUAGUUUUAUGAAGUAUUUUUCUGCCCUUGAAAGGCUGAGCCAAAAAUUUAGUCUCAUCCUUGCAAUAAGGCACUUACAAGAGGCUUGUCAGGAAAACAAGAUGCAAAGCCAUACAUAUACAUAUUUUCAUGGAUGAGCAAAGUAUUUCUGCCUUUGGCUCUUUUUCUCUUUAAAUCAGUGAUGAUAUUUAUUUAUUUAUUACACAAGAUGAGGUUAUUGUCUUGCACUGAAGAGAAUCGGGAACCUACUUCACAGCUUGUGCUGGAGACUUACAGUAAUUGCUAUUAAGUAAAGUGUGAUAAAACCCUGUGAUUUGCUGAUAUCAAGGUAACCGUUGGUAGCAACGGACCAAAACAGAAUGUUAAAAUAAUACAGAAUGUGAACUAAGGAGACGAUUGGCUAUAUUUUUGAAGGCAGUAAUCACAGAACUGAGGAUUUCAAAUGUUUAUGAAUACAUAUUUUAAUUCUGCAUACUAUGUAUAUUUUAUGCUUGUCUGCACUGCAUUGCCUCAAGGGACGUUUAAAUGAUUUCCAAACUGCAACCUGCUGUCUAAAAAUGUUGUCUUUAUCACAGAUUUGUAAAGAAGAUUAUUUAAGGGAGUAAUAAACAAGUUUAAAGUCUGCCAGUCAGCCUACUUUUAUUGCAAUAUUGCUUUAAAGGACUCUCUAUUACAUAUUUACAUGUUUUCCUUGAAGCAAAACUUCUGAUUUUUAUUGCAUUUUGGUCAUUAAAGUGCUUUUAUUUCAGGUCUAAAUGCUGAGGUUUGGGUGAAUCUUGAUUUUAAAUCUGCAUUUUUUGCAUGCCUACUCACAUGUCUAUUAAGUUUAGAAGUUUGCCCUAUCAUACACAAUGCAUAUAAUCAUUGUGAAAUCAAGAGCAUCAAUUUUCUUUUUGAGUUGCUUGAUAUAAGUGCAAGUUUGUAAAAGGAGUAAUGAUAGCAAAAUGAUUCCAAGUCAAUAAAAUAGGAUGCCAGGAAAGGGCUCAGGUAUACUGAGCUUUAUUUCUGUAAUCUAAAAAUAUGGGGCCUGAGGCAUCGUUACCACAUUGAUAUUACUGAUAGAUUAAUACAGACAAAAUCAUAAAAGAAAUUCAUUUUUACUUUAAUCUUGACGUUUUGACCUACAACCCCCAGGAACCUCAAGCAAUAGUUAUAAAAGGAAUAUUAUAUAAUUUUUUUUAUAAAUAAAAAUAAUUACACAUAUUACUGUGUACACCUUUUUUGAUUUGUGAGGAAGCUCAUUACCAGUUGUUUCAGUCUAAAACCCAUGACUGAUUCCUGUUUUUUCUCUUCUGAGAUGUCCAAGUGUAAUGCCACUAAAGCUGACCACACUGUACAUUUCUUCUGCCAUAUUGGAAAUGCAUGAGCUAGCCUGCCACCAGCUUUGUGCACCAGUAACACACCCCUGUAAAGUCUACAAGUUUGGUGACUACAACACAGGGAUAUUACAUACUUACUUGCACAGAGUCCAUGCAGAGCCCGUUUUAACUCAUGACUACAAAACUAUGAAACUAUUGUCAUCACAGACACUCUCCUAUAGUUGCAGCAAUAUCUAAAAUAGUAAGUAAGCAUUCGCCAUCAGAUUUUACUCUAUUUGGCUAUAAUGCUGAACACCAACCGCCAUGCCCACAGUGCUUAACAGGCAUAAAACCCAGAUUACUCAUAGUAACUCAACUCAACCAGUUAAGUUGUGUAGGCAGCUAUACCUUACAACAGUUUAAAUUUCCUUGGAGCCCGUCAAUCUUGUGUCUUCUAAAGUACAGGUUUCCACAGCAAGCUAUAUAAAACCAAUACACCAGCAAAGAUUAAGUUCUUCUUAGUCUGGGAACUAGUAUAGCCAUAACAAUAUUGAAUUCUAAUAUAAGCCAUUUUGUGAUUUAGUUUUAUCUAUCUUUGUUAAGCCAAUACCAGUUUUCGAUCUCUUGUGCUUGCUUAACAUGCUUUAAUAAAAUAUUCUAAUUAUUUUUAUUAUUAUAAGACACUGCUAGCCACAGCUCUGUGCAUUAUUCUGAUGGUUUUUCAAAUGAUAAUGCAUGAUGUACUUUCUAUGCAUAUCUGCUGAAAAUGCUUUUACUAGUUAGCAAAAAUAUAAAGGGAAUAGGCCUAAACGGUCCUGGAUACAGAAUCUCCCAGAAAUGUCCUCGAGGUCAAGUAAACUAAAAGUCUUAGACUAAUGGUAAGCAACCGUUUUCAGCUGCCUUUCACACCUCAUAUGUGUGUGUUUACUGAAAAGCAUGAGUUUAACCUGUUAGCAAAGAGAAUGUAUUUUGGCUUGGGAACACCAAAAUAUAAAUUUUUGUGCUGAAAUCUGCUCUGUGCUUAACCGAACAGGCUGAUCCAGUCCCUGUCAGAGUGCACACAUACGAGGUAAGGAAGGCAGUACUGCGGUUACAAAUACUGUACACCAGCGGAUAAAACAACCAAUGUGCCACUGGCCUUACUGUUAUAAAAGUCGUUUUAUUAUUUUAUGUUUGGUCCCACAAAGCAUUCUGAUGACCACUGCUGAGGCCUGAUAUAGCUGUAAGCUGCUUCCUGGUGUUUGGUUAGCAAUUACAACAUUACUGUCUGUAAUUGUCAGUCUAUUAACAUAAAGCUAAACAUGUUACUUUACCCAACAGGAAUCUAAUACAAAGUGCUCCAGCUACCAUGAAUUUCUACUUCUAGUUUUUGCCCCACAACAAAGCAUGAAAGGAGUUGCAAUUCAUUCAGUUUCAAAGCUUCCACGUUUGAAAAACCAAAAACUAUUCUUACAGUGUACUGUACCUUACACAAGUUUUGAUACCAUGAGAGAAGAGAAACUACAUGGCAGUAAAUCUAAUUAUAAUAUAUACAUUAAUAUAUUAAAUCGAUAAAUAUAUUUUAUAAAUAUAUAUAUUAAUAAAUAUAACUGUACUUAUUGUAUGAGCAUAUUUUGCUAUAGCUUGAAGAAAAUAAAUCAAUUUUUCAUCAGCCACACUAAAAAUUCAGGGAUGAAAUUUAACAGGGUAACAAAUAAAUGAAAUUCUUUAUUGCAUGAGCAAUGUGUAUCCUAGCUUUAAUCCUGCUUUGAGGAGGAUUACUCCUUGUACAGUAUUAAGAGGCCUUUUGCAGUAAACCUGCACCAUUCUCCAAUAUCCAGAUAAUAACCGCUCUGCUGUGGGCAGUCCCUUCCUUCUGUCCCUGCUCCCCUUUGCUGUUCUGGAGUAUAAACUUGUUGUGCAAGAGUGAAUAUGUCUUUUUCAAAUGGAAAUGAAAUGCAUCCAAUGAGCUGCUUCUUUUUUAUUUAUUUUUACAGACUGCUUUGAAGUGGGUGUAAGUGCAUAUGUAAAGACUGUAACUUUAACUGUAUUAUUAAAUAUACAUAAAACAA